CUACCAUCGCGAGCACUUAAUUCAAUGCAAAAAUUAAGUGCCUUAGAUUUCGAUUACAAUGAAAUAGAGAAAAUCGAAGAUUACAGCUUCUAUGGUUUGCGUCUGUCCAAGCUGAAUAUGAAAGGAAAUCGGCUGCAAAGUAUCCCUGAACAUGCCUUCGUAGGCUUGGAGGAAUCAAUGCAAGAAAUCGACUUAUCUGAAAAUAGUUUAAGAUCCUUCCCCAUGAUGGCCUUAAGGAAAUUAGAUUAUCUACGUAUCCUACGACUGUCGAAUAAUAAAAUUUCAACAUUUUAUGGUGAUAUUCAGCUGGUGACAAAUAAUGCAACGGCUGCUUCGACAUUACGACUGCCUUCGUUGACAUUUUUGGAUUUGAGUUCAAAUAAAUUCACCGAAAUUCUCGAUGAUUGUUUUCGUACAUUUCCCCAACUGAAAACGUUGUCAAUGUAUGCGAAUCAAAUUGAAACCGUGCAAGCGGAUGCAUUUAAAAGUCUAAAAGAAUUAAUGUCAUUGGAUAUGUCACAUAAUCGUAUAAUAUCGUUGGAUUCGAAAAUAUUCGAUAAAAAUAAACGUCUGCAAACGGUGGAUUUAAGUCAUAAUCAUAUACAUUCGAUAAGUGGAGUGUUUUCGAAUUUACCUCAUCUGAGAGAAAUAUUUUUAUCGGAAAAUAAUAUUUUGGAGUUGCCAGCGGAUGCUUUUACAAAUUCGUCAAAUGUGGAGGUUAUAUAUUUGGAAUAUAAUGCCAUUGCCCAUGUGGAUCCAAAUGUAUUUUCGUCCUUGAUUAAUUUGGAUCAUUUGUAUUUGAGAGCAAAUUUUAUACCUCUACUACCGGUCACAUUGUUGGAUAAGUGCCAGAAACUAAGUUCCCUCAGCUUGGAUGAUAAUGAUAUACAAGAUUUGGAAAUUGGUAUGUUUCGUAAAUUGGAAUUUUUGAGAGAGGUACGACUGCACAAUAAUCGUAUAAGGCGAAUAAGAAAGGGUGUGUUUGAACCCCUGCCUACCCUGCAGGAAUUACAUGUCCAGAAAAAUAAUAUUGAAGAUAUUGAACCGGGAGCAUUUCAGACAUUGUAUAAUUUGCAGCAUAUAAAUCUGCAAGAUAAUCAAUUGACCGUGUUGGAGGACAUUUUUCCCAAGGAUGCGAAUAAUUCCUCGCUGCUGACCAUCCAAUUGGAGGCAAACUAUUUGAAUAAAAUUCAUGUGAAAACCUUUCGACGCCAGGAUAAAAUACAAAUUAUGUGGUUAAGUCACAAUGAAUUGGUACGUGUGGAGAAGUCCAUGUUUGAGGAUCAAGUUGACUUGGCCCGGUUGUAUUUAAAUCACAACUUCAUAAGGGAUAUAGAUCGUGACACCUUUGCCAAGCUGAAGAAUUUAAAAUUCCUCGAUAUGAGUUGGAAUCGUAUGAAACAAUUGAGGCGAGAUUAUUUUGCCGCCCUCAACAAUUUGGAGGAAUUGCUGUUGUCCCACAAUUUCAUUGAGGCAAUUGAGGGUUAUGCUUUUAAUAAAAUGAAAAAUCUCAAAAUCCUAGAUCUCUCACACAAUCCACUGCAUCAAAUAACCAAUGAUGUGUUCAUGGAAGAUUUGGCGCUAACCCAUUUGAAUUUGAAAAAUACCUCUUUGCGGAAAAUCGAAAAUAAUACCUUUAAGUCGCUGCAAAACCUCAAUGAACUUAAUUUGGAGCUUAAUUAUUUGUUGCCGUCCGAUAUACAAAAAUUAGAGUUACCAGGUUUACGCACACUCUUUUUAUCGCACAAUAAUUUCACCAAUCACAUUGCCACAAUGGCCAGUAUGUUCGACAAGCUGAGAUCCAUACAACAUUUGACCAUGGCGAAUUGUUCUAUCAGCGCUUUGCCCGAAGAUAUGUUUAAUAAAAAUACCAAUCUUGUAAAAUUGGAUCUCUGUGAUAAUCAGCUGACCACCAUGAGUCGUAAUCUCUUCAAUGGCCUGAAUGUUUUCAAGGAACUGCGAUUAUGUCGCAAUCACUUAAUGGAAUUUCCCCAUGUGGCCCUAUACAAUCUGAGUACCCUGGAAAUAUUGGAUUUAUCACACAACCUAUUUUCCACAAUUGAUUUUUAUAAACUCAGUGGAACCCUAAAUCUACGAACAUUAAAUCUCAAAGAAAAUAAAAUCACAUCGCUUACCGGCUUCAAUGCUGUCAAUCUAACCCAACUUGAUACCGUCGAUCUAAGUGGCAAUCAUUUACUUUCCCUGCCAGCAAAUUUUCUACGGAACUCCAUUAAUCUACAAAAAGUUGACUUGUCUAGUAAUCGUUUUCUACAAAUACCCAGUUCCGCCUUAUCGGAUAUAUCUCUACCACGUCUGUCCUGGCUCAACCUCACCGGGAAUCCCAUCAACACAAUCUAUACUGUAAUUGAAGAAAGAUAUCCCUAUCUCAAGGAACUUUAUAUAUGUCAAACGAAUCUCUCCAUACUCACUUCCUAUGAUUUUAAAGCCUUCAAGGCCCUACAACAUUUGCAUUUGGUUAACAAUCGCAUAACACGAAUUUCUCCCGGGGCUUUUACAAAUCUCACAAAUUUACUUACCCUGGAUAUAAGCAUUAAUGAAUUGGAAUUGUUACCCAUAGAACGUUUAAAGGGUCUGAAUAAUUUACGUGUGCUGAAUAUUUCCCACAAUAUUUUACGUGAAUUGGAUGAAUUUUCAUCGGAUUUGGUACAGCUACAAGUUUGUGAUUUAUCUUUCAAUCAAUUGGAUCGGAUUUCGAGAUUUACAUUUACGCAUCUUCAUAAUUUAGUGGAGUUGCAUUUAAUGGGAAAUCGUAUGACCGUAUUGUCGGUGGAUGCUUUCCGAUAUUUACGCAAGUUACAUAUUUUGGAUUUGAGAAAGAAUUAUUUUGAAUUGGUACCGAUUGAGGCACUGAAACCACUGGAGGCGAACAUUAAGACACUGAGAUUGGAAGAAAAUCCACUGCAAUGCAGUUGUGAUGCCCAAAAACUCUGGGAAUGGUUACGUGAUCAUCGCAAAUGGUCUUCAUCCACUACGGCCAGCUUAACAUCGUCCUCGUCGACGUCAUCAUUAUCAGGUGGGUCAUCGGGCGAUAACAUUAAUUAUCUAAGGUGCGAACAUCCGGCUGAGUUGCGUGGCAAGAUAUUUGCCAAAAUGGAGCCGCAACAAUUCUGUGAUGCACCAUUAAUACCCAAAAUUGCCAUACAGGAUAUACAGCCAUAUUCGGUUAUUGUAUCCUGGCAGAGCCGUGAGCAUUUAGGAUUAAACGGCUAUGAAAUUGUAUAUCAUGCCAUUGUUGGUGAUGAUGAGAUACGCGGCAAACGACUAAAUGGUUCGGCACAUUCAGCAAAAUUAACAAAACUUAGCCCAAAUACACGUUACCAUAUUUGUGUUAUCGGUACCGGUAAUUGGCUAUCGGAGCCUGUAGCGACUGCCUUACAAAGGAUACAUGUUAACGAUAGCUUCCUUAUGGCGCCACGUGAUGAACCAAACGCAUCAAUGUAUCCAUUUGCUUCCGCCUCUUCCACAUCCUACUCAUCCUCCUCCUCGUCGUCAUCCUUGUUUAAUACAAAUAGCAUGACCUUUGGCGAACAUCCAUCGCUGGCCCAACCGCAACAGCAGCAGGCCUUAAUCGAAAACACCGUGGCCACCGACAAUGCCCUACAAGAAGUUCUCAAAAAUUCACGUUUUUCCACCUGCACCGAUGUUCAGACACUCGAUUCGACGCCCAGUGUUAUCACCGAUGAAAAUGGCUUAGCCACUAAUGGCUUCAUUCAUUCCAUACUUACACGCCGUCUUGGUCUUAUUGUGGGUUGUUGCAUGGGUAUUAUUGUUUUCAUCGUUAUGAUAUCCGUGCUGAGCUAUGUAAAGCUGAAGAAACAACGCAUCGAGAAUGCCAAACGACAGGCCGCCCUGCCACCCGACUACAUGUCCUAUCGUCAUUUCUCAAUACCUAAUGAAGAGCUACUGAGAACCGGUGCGGCUGGUACGGUCAUGUCAAGUGUGCCGAGUGGCAUUAGUGCUCACAUCAGUGGCACCAGUCUGAGUACGAGUGCAACUACAACGGCCACGGCCACAACACCUCUUGGAAUUUUGAAAGUAACUGAAAGUCUGAAUAGUAGUAUGGGCGGAGGUGCUGCGACAACAACAACGUCUACCGGUAAUGCGGUUAUGACUGGAGGCAAUGGAACUUUAAUUUCAGUCUCUCAGUCGGAGAAUGGUUCAGUGGCGGCGGCAGCAGCGGCGACAGUAGCAACAUCGUCUGCGACCGGAACAAAUAACCAUCAUCACAUGCCGACGAAUCAUCACAAUCACCAUAAUCAUCAGCAUACUUCCCAACAGCAGCAGCAUCAGCAUUAUCAGCAAGGAAAUGGCAAUGUCGUUGGCUAUAUGGCAGCCGGAGUCGUGCUAGGUGCAAAUCAUUUAAAUAACGUCGCCUGUUGGAAUCGCACCAAUAGCAUAGAAUGCUCAUAUUUACAACUUAAUGGAACAGGCUUAUGUGCCUGUUCAGCACAAGGUCUUCGUGAGUGCUCCAAUCGAACUGUGACACCAGGUAUUUGUGUUCAUGGUGGUACAGGUCAUCGUCAGCAGCAAUGCCAUCUAUUUAGGACAGAAUGUGAUUUAAGAAGAGCUCGUUGUGCUGGUACAGAGUGGCAUGAGAUCGACAAUAGACAGUGCAGAGGAUUUACCUUAAAUCAAACUAAUCCCUGUCAUUGUCCGAAAUUGGUACAGUGUUCGAGCGUAAGUCGUUUUAGUUGUGUCCAAGUGAAUCAAAGUACCUGUCGCCUAUAUGACAAUGAGUGUGAAUUGGAGCGAAGUCGUUGUGAUGGAGAGCCUGCUACUAUUGUGGAUAUUUUGAAUUGUUAUACGUUCCAAGUGAAUCAAAACCAAAGUUGUUAUUGUCCGGCACUUUUGAGCUGCCGACGUAAUGAUACAACGAAUGUAUGUGUUCGCAAUGCGGUAGGUCAUUGUCAGUUAUUGGCGAAUGGUUGUGAUUUGGAGAGAAGGAGGUGUGUUGGAGAAGUUCUACGACCCGUCCAUUCUGUUCAAUGUUCGAAUAUGACUGUAAAUCAACAAAGACCAUGUUUUUGUCCCAAAUUAAGCAGCUGUUCAAAACAACCCCAGCCCAUAUGCGUUAGAACUCGUCGUGGCUGUAAGCUGUUUGUUUCAGAAUGUCAGGCCGAAGAGGCUCGAUGUCGUGGAGAAGUUUUAGAAACAGUGGAUCCAUUACAGUGUCACGGAUUCCGUGAUGAAGAAGAAAAGACGUGUUCUUGUUCAAAACUUCAGACAUGUAGUUCGAAUCGAACGUCAAUUUGUAUUGGAUCGUCAUCAUCGAAUUGUACCCUAUUGAGGAAUGAUUGUGAAUUGGAACGUUAUAAAUGUCAAAAUCCUGAGGUUUUGAGUUUGGCCAAAAUAGGACAUGUACCUGUCCCAACCUAUUUACAUGCUCGCGGAACGCUACAAAUAUUUGUAUUAGGGAUAAAACGGGAUGCUCACUUCUAA
This is a messenger RNA of Musca vetustissima, 5460 nucleotides long. Its product is annotated as chaoptin-like. The annotation marks the transcript as partial. NCBI's taxonomy places the organism in Eukaryota, Metazoa, Arthropoda, Insecta, Diptera, Muscidae. The record is from RefSeq and is a predicted model, not a curated record. The transcript is spliced from 12 exons. Gene Ontology annotation, molecular function: protein binding.